Molecule: messenger RNA, 1917 nt
Organism: Neohortaea acidophila
Lineage: Eukaryota; Fungi; Ascomycota; Dothideomycetes; Mycosphaerellales; Teratosphaeriaceae
Product: proteinase
Exons: 6
Coding region: 93-1739 (548 amino acids)
Source: RefSeq, a predicted model, not a curated record
CCGAGAUACCAUAAGUAUGCCGCUUCUUCGUCUUUCAUGUCUUUUGUUAUCUCACGUUUCUCGCGCACUCAUCUGCAACUCCAUUCACAAUCAUGUUUCGCUCUACUAUUCUCCUCUUCCUCUCUGCUGUGACUUCUCUUGCUUCGUCAAUCACAUGGUCCGAUUGCAAGGUGAACACCACCGUCCCCGUCACAUGCGCAUCACUCGAGGUGCCGUUGGAUUACACCGACGCCAGCUCCAACAAAACCAUCACAUUGAACAUGGUUAGGCUCCCUGCAACCCAGCAGCCAAGUAAGGGGAGCAUCCUCGUGAACCCUGGUGGUCCGGGAGAGGGGGCAAGGAAUUUCGUACUGGAAACUGGUGAAGCUCUGUCAUUGAUCACCGGGCCCGAAUACGACUUGAUCGGCUUCGAUCCGCGCGGCACCGGCGAGACCAUUCCAUUUUCCUGCUAUUCAACAGCGAUCGAACGGGAUCUGGCCGCUGUAUUAUCUCCACAACAGCUGACGGACUCGGACACCGCACCAGGGCUGAGCUGGGCUGUAAAUAGAAUGCUGGCUGCGAGAUGUUACGAGACGGCUGGCGACAUUGGAGAACUCAUCGGUACUGGCUUCGUGGCGAGAGAUAUGAUGCAGAUCGUAGACGCCCUGGGCGAAGAUGGGCUGCUGCGCUACUAUGGCUUCUCUUAUGGCACUGCGCUUGGGGCGACGGUCGCGGCGAUGUUUCCGGAUCGUAUGGACAAGGUCGUACUCGACGGUGUACUGAAUAUCGACCAGUACUACUCGGGAAGUGGUACACAAGAGCUGCUGGAUACGGAUUCAGUGUAUGAGGGAUUCUUCAAGAGCUGCAUUGAGAGCCCCGACUUAUGCCCACUGGCGAGACACGGAGCAUCCGCCACAAAUCUCUCCAACACCAUAUCCUCUCUGCUGGAGCAAGUGAAAUACAACCCAAUCCCCCUGGGCUACACCCUGCCGACUGAACUCGUCACCUACGAGGCUCUCAGAACGAGCAUUUUCCAAGCCCUCUACGCUCCAAACACCUGGCCGGCUUUGGCCACUCUCCUGGACGCUGCGCUGCUUGGCAACUUGACGGCUUAUGUGCAGGCCUACAACGACAUCAAUGGCCUAUUCAGCUCAGCGGGCAACGUGUUCCCUGAGAAGCAAGGUACAGAAGCGCUGCAAGGAAUUCGCUGCAGCGAUUCCAAUCUCCGCGCGAGCAACCUGUCGGACAUCGAGCCACUUCUUCGGGCGUACGAGGCCACGAGUUAUGUUGCCGGUGCUCAAGAGCCAAUUCCCGUUGUGAUUCCAUGCGUGCAGUGGAAGAUGAAGGCAAAGGGAGCGUAUACCGGCAGCUUCAGCAAUGUCAAGACGAAGAACCCCUUGCUGUUCGUCGGAAACACGCACGACCCAUUGACGCCUCUCGCUUCGGCGAUGAAUACGAGUGCCGGCUUUGAAGGCAGCAGGGUGUUGACAGUCAAUGCUUACGGUCAUACCUCGAUUGCUCAACCGUCGCUGUGUGCUGCUCGGGCAAUCAGAGCAUACUUCGCCAAUGGCACCAUGCCUGAUGCUGGAACUAUUUGCCAACCCAGCGUUGCGCUGUUCCCACCUCCUUCUGCGUCUAUCAGCAGUAUUUUGCAGCCUUUGAACCAUACAAGGAGAGCUGAUGGAGAUGAGGAGACGCGGCUGUUGAGUGCUCUGGGCCGUGUUCAUCGCGGGCGAGUGGGAGGGGCAACACUGUUCUGAUUCAAUAAGCAGACAGCAGUUCAGAGCAGCGGAGUGGUGCAACCGAGCGGCGGACCGCAGAACAGACCGCAGUAUGGAGGAGAAUGUGACCAUGGAGCUACUUCCAAGAGAGCCAUCUAUCCGUGUUCUGCUUCGAGAGCCAUCCGAAAACAUAGUAGACAUGAACAUCGAUUGCGCC